Fusarium graminearum PH-1 is the source of this 684-nucleotide messenger RNA. RefSeq lists its product as uncharacterized. The transcript has 3 exons. The record is from RefSeq and is a predicted model, not a curated record. Lineage: Eukaryota; Fungi; Ascomycota; Sordariomycetes; Hypocreales; Nectriaceae. The coding region runs from base 1 to 684 and encodes 227 amino acids.
AUGUCCCGUGGCACGGUCUUAUUUGAACCUUUCUUUGGCUAUAUCACUUAUCAUUUCCUUCCGUUGAAUUUGCCCACAAGCGGAUCCAGCACUCAUAGUCCUACAUCCAUACUUUCCGACAGCUCAACAGUUAUGCGUGCUUCAGAUCUUAUCAAGGCUGCAUUGCCAGCUUUCGUUACCUAUGCUGCUGCAGCUGACAAUUCGAAACCGUUUUCCCUCUAUGCUUAUGGCCCUGACGUUGGUGGCCUUUCGCUUUUCUCCUCAGGCGAUCAGCUAUACGUAGGCAACUUCAGCCGUCUUGAUGAUACCCAGGUUGCACCGAUCCAAUUCAUGCUAUCUGACGAUGGAUUGAUUGGUUCUCCCAACAAAACAGACCUUCCGGGCGACAGACAUCCUACAUGGUCCAACAAGUCCCUCGUCGUGCCUGGUCCAUCGUCUGCAUCUAAAUCUGUCAAAAUGGUUAACAGCACCGACGACACCAGCAACUACAUCUCAACCUUUAUGUUCUACGGAACAUUUUUCAUGGCUGAGGAAAGUGGAUCUAUGCUUUCUCUCUGGUAUAGGCAGGACACCGACAUUGAGGGUGUGUACACUGUCGGCUGGAAUGCUUCAACCUCGGCAAAGUCAGAUGAAGUGGUGCCUCUUACUUUGAAGAAGACCGCGCCAUCUAACCCGGGUCAUUAG